Molecule: messenger RNA, 1660 nt
Organism: Thalassophryne amazonica
Lineage: Eukaryota; Metazoa; Chordata; Actinopteri; Batrachoidiformes; Batrachoididae
Product: EMILIN-1-like
Exons: 3
Coding region: 1-510 (169 amino acids)
Molecular function (GO): protein binding
Source: RefSeq, a predicted model, not a curated record
AUGGGGCUUUUUAUGGAGAGGACAUUGCUUAUCGGGAUCUCCAUCUCCAUCGGUCUGCCCGGUGCAGAUGCUCAUGUACCCAGAUUAUCAUUUUCUGCUGCCCUCACAGUUGCCAUGGAGAAGGCUGGAACCAUUAUAUUUGAUAAGGUCUUUGUCAAUGAAGGAGAAUUCUAUGACCGAAGAACAGGAAUUUUCACCGCUCCUUUAGAUGGACGCUACUUCUUCAGUGCUAUCUUGACAGGCCACAAGAAUGAGAAGAUUGAGGCAGUUUUAUCAAAGUCUAACUACGGCAUGGCACGAGUGGACUCAGGUGGCUAUCAGCCUGAGGGUUUGGAGAACAACCCUGUUGCUGAGGCGAAGACAACCCCGGGGUCUCUGGCUGUUUUCAACAUCAUUCUGCCUCUGCAGGCUCGAGAUUCUGUUUGCAUUGACCUUGUAAUGGGCAAACUGGCCCAUUCUGUGGAACCCCUCACCAUCUUCAAUGGGAUGCUACUCUAUGAACACAUGUGAUUCACAAAAAGGUCAAAAGCUGUCAUGAUGACCUGCAGUGACUCUGUAAAUGUUAGAGGCCACACAGAAAACACAAGCAGGUCGAUCGGUGCACUUCAAGAACUCCAGUCAGUGCUUGUAACGUCUGAGAAGUCAAAAAGACAAGGCCAGAGAACCUAAACAGUCUCAACGCCAUGAAGUAUUAUGUCACUUCCUGCAGACCUUAUUUGAUAGAUUAUAACAAUGACAUUUUUUCUUGAGCAGUCUUGCCUCCACAUUCUACCUAAUCAUCUGAUGUGUUCUUCACACCAACCCCCCUCCGACCCCAUAAAUUAUUUGUGUAAACACCUUGUUAUAAAAGAAAUAAGUCCUAUACAGGCCUGAGGCCCAUUGGUAUUGGUCCUUAUCCCUGGAUGCUGUCGUGUGAAGCAGAUGAGAGUCUACAGCUCACCAUGGACAGGAUGUCAGUCCAUCACAGGUUACUUCCCAACCAUUUACAGCUGGGUGGACUGGGACAAUGCAGAUGAAGUGUCUUGUCCAAGGACACAGACAGGUAGCCUGCCCGGGAAUUGAACUCAGAUCUAUAGUCCAACUCCUAAUCCCACUGGGCUAUUUCAAUUAAGCCUCGGUCCCACUGAAUAAUAAGCCAUGAAUAAUGAACCACACAUGGGUGUCAGCGAUUAUUCAAAGAAUGAGCCACGUUUUAAACUGUCACAUAUCCGCUACUAAGGCGCCUCUAUGUGCCUCUCUGUACCUCACAUGUACUUGGUAUCAGCCUCUUGUGAGCCACGACCGACCUGUCAUUUGAGCCCCGUCCAGCCUCGAAUGGCUCAUGUCACUGCAUAAGAGUCAUGUAACACAACUUUAGUAUACGUUUAGGCAUGGGUUUGGUCCAAACCUCCAGCCCUCCCACACUUGGUCCCUUUAAAGUGUGGGUUUUCAAUUCACAGCAUCCAUUCAAGAUGUUGUCACACAAUCCGGCCGCAGUGGAGGUGCAAAGGGGGGGGCUUGACCACACCCAAUAAUGAGCCAAGCCCCCCCCAUUAAUUCUGCCAAUACUGUGAAUAGUGAUUGACAUAUUGGUGGAUCUCAACUGCAGUUUUGCACUGAGAAUGUCUCAAUAUUGCGUAACUGAGCAAAGUGAUGAAUGUGUGUGUUCGGUGAUCCACCA